GACGGACAGACAGAGAUUCCUUGCCUUAUAUAUGACAAAAGAUCAAGAUUUAUAAAUGGGCAAGGAUUCAGUUAGCAGUCAAAAACUUAAAGUAAAACCUAAGGAAUUUCCUUGUUGAUUGUUUGAUCCAAGAAUUGCAACAUUUAAUAAGUUCUCCUUUCAUUUCAUUUCCCUCCAUUUUCGUAGAGUCUUGCAGUUUCUUUCAUGUUAAAUUUGUGUUUUGGCCUUUUUCGCCUUUCCUAUGUAUUAGUUUUCUUCACCAUUAGGCAGGUUCUCAUCGUAGUGUAAAACAAAGUCUAACCCACUUGUAGACCAUGUAUUAACAGAAGGCAACUUAUUAUGCAUUUCCAUCCACCACCUUUAUGCAGAAAUAUUAGGAGUUAGUUCCACAAUAUAAAGAGUCAGUGGAGCUAAUUCCCCAGCCGGGUUUCAACAAACCAAUGCAGGAGACGACUUCAGAAGUCUCAACUUUCAUGUAUUCAUCUGAGGACGAUGAAAAUCCAUCAGCAGAUUAAUUAGAAAUAAAAAGAAUUGUUGUUUCCCUGCUGUGCUAUACUUGGUCAUAUUUUCAACAAACACACACACACAUGCAGAAAUCACACACAUUCUUGCUGAGUAAUAUCCCUCACUUACAUCCGACUCCCUUCAAUAUCUCUCCGUCUUUCAUAAGCAAACACACAAACACACACACACAUUCACAAUUUAACAUGAAACAAACACAGAACGAUCCCUAACCCUAUGUGCCAGGUGUCAAUUGCCGACACAAUAAACACCCUUUUCUCUGUGUCCACGCUCUGUAAGUUGUUUUCACGACUGCAAACCUGAUUGAAGCAUCCGGGUGUGUGUGUGUGUGUGUGUGUGUGUGUGUGUGUGUGUGCUGAGUACACACUUGGGUGCUACAUUAAGGAGCUGCUGGCAGUCAGCACAUUCCUCCUUCACCUAGUGCCUGUAACUGGACUGAACGAGAAGCCGGGGCCUCAGAAGAAAGAACCUGCAAGAGCCUGAUGUGUCACUGACCAGCUUUUCACCUCACUCCUAACAUACUCUGGAACAGACCACUACAGAUAGACAGUGAUAUCACCCCUUUGUUUUUGGAAGCACUACCACAAAUUGAGACUAACUAUCCGACAGAUCCACCAAACAUCCGAAUUCACCUGUGAACCUGUGCCACGAGGCAGAGCUGGGCAUCCGAUGGGGGAUCGGUCCGCCAGUGCACCGGUCACAUUAGGCUUCGUCCCGGCCGACUACGCCGUCUUUGCCACCAUGCUGCUGGUGUCCAUGGCCAUAGGACUCUUUCAGGCCAUGAAGAAGAGGAAGAACAACACCAGUGCCGACGAGUUCUUCACCGGUGGUCGGAGCAUGCCAGCGGUGCCGGUCGGGCUGUCGCUCUGCGCCAGUUUUAUGUCAGCCGUCCAGGUCCUGGGUGUCCCUGCUGAGGCUUCCCGCUACGGCUUUAAAUUCCUCUACAUGUGCCUGGGACAGAGCAUCAACUCACUGCUCACAGCGUACAUGUUCCUGCCUGUUUUCUACCGACUGGGCAUCACCAGCACCAAUCAGUACCUGAAGAUGAGAUUCGGCAGAGGGAUGCAGCUGCUGGGGAGUGUCCAGUUUCUUGUGGCGACGCUGCUUUACACGGGGAUCGUCAUCUAUGCCCCGGCCUUGAUCCUCAACCAGGCUACUGGACUCAACAUGUGGUUGUCUUUGUUUUCUACUGGGAUCAUUUGCACCCUGUACACCACACUGGGCGGAAUGAAAGCUGUGAUCUGGACCGACGUCUUCCAGAUCAUCGUCAUGUUCUCCGGCUUUGUGGCCAUUUUCAUCCAUGGCACAGUUGUGGCUGGCGGUCCUGCUGCGGUGCUGGAGAUCGCCAGGAAUGGGUCGCGCAUUAAUUUUGAUGAUUUUGAUGUUGACCCGCGGCGGCGCUACACCUUCUGGAGCCUCUCUGUUGGGGGUGCACUGGUCUGGCUGUCCAUGUACGGCGUAAACCAGUCUCAAGUGCAGCGCUACAUCUCCUGCAGAACAGAGAGAGACGCCCAGUGGGCGCUGCUCGUGAACCAAGUGGGUCUGUGCCUCAUCGUGAGCAGCGCGGUGACGUGUGGCAUCGUCAUGUUUGCACAUUACGCCAACUGUGAUCCGCUGAAGUCUGGGAGAAUAUCUACUCCUGAUCUGUACAUGCCAUACUUUGUAUUCGACAUAUUCAGAAGUCACCCAGGCUUCCCGGGUCUCUUCCUCGCCUGUGCCUACAGCGGGACUCUGAGCACGGUCUCCACAAGCAUCAACGCCAUGGCAGCGGUGACGAUGGAGGAUCUGCUGCGACCUCGUCUGGUCCACAUGAGCCAGAAGAAACAGAUUCUUGUUUCUAAAGGCCUGUCUCUCUUAUAUGGAGUCGGUUGUAUCACCGUGGCUGCUCUCUCCUCCCUACUGGACUGGGGAGUUCUGCAGGGAUCGUUUACCGUCAUGGGUGUGGUCAGCGGUCCGUUACUCGGUGUAUUUAUCUUGGGGAUGUUUGUUCCGGCAACAAACAGGCUGGGGGCACUCUCAGGAUUGUUGUCGGGCUUCUGCGUCUCUCUGUGGCUGGCUGUUGGUUCAACUUUUUACCCACCCAGUGAAGAGACCAUGGGUGUCUUGCCCAGCUACGCGGGCGAGUGCCAAUCUGGCAACGUCACCCUGAGCGUCGGCCCUAACCAGGACCAGCACUCCAUCUCCACCCCGCUUCACCCCGAAAACCAGGGCAGCCUGCAUAACUUCUACUCAAUGUCCUACCUCUACUUCGGUGCUAUGGCGACUAGUUCGGUUGUACUAGUUGGGCUGAUAGUGAGUUAUGCAACAGGACCAACAAAGAGGAAGGAUGUUAAAGAGGGUUUACUGUGGUGGGACCUAAAUAAAAAGCAAGUUGAGGUUCCUUCACAGCACAGAACUGGAACAAAGUCCAGGAUGUUUCCCUGUCUUAUGGAUGAUACAUGCUGGGAUACGCCGCAGACGCCAGCAGUCAAAGUGACAGAUAAACCACAGCUCGUGCCUUUGAGGAAUCUGCCCGAUGAUGAUGUGAAUGAAAAAGGGUUGAUGGGCUGAUGGGAAUAUUGAAUCACCACUCAGAGCAUUAUGUAAGAUCUUUCAUCCAAAUUAGUUUGUGUGAUAAUGGCAUUCUCAGCUCCAGUAGCAGUAAUAAUUUAUAGUACUGGUCUAUUUUUCUGUUCUGUAUCUUUUAAAGGAUUUAGGUUAUUACAUCUCCCCCCGUACUUUGAACUGUUUUAAAAAAAAAAACUUGACAGUAAGAAAGAAGCCCUUUAUUAUUGUGCUGAGGGAGAUAUAGACUGUAAUCAAAUAUGUUAUUUGAAUUCCUUUAACGUUGAGAGUCUCUGUCAUCAGGUCAUUCAUUCUGGUAUGACUCCAUAUCUGUAACAAAGCACACCUGCACCCUGCACUUCAAUCAGUGUGUGUGUGUGUGUGUGUGUGUGUGUGUGUGUGUGUGUGUGUGUGUGUGUGUGUGUGUGUGUGCAGACACUAAUUCAACUUAAUUCUGUUUUUGAAAUUGACCUUAAGUUACCUCUUUGCACCCUCUUUAUGACUCAGGUAGAAAUACUUGCAAGUGUAGCUUCUGUAAAGUGUGAGAUCUCUGAACCAGUUAUGACUUAAAUAUGAACAGCAGAAAACACAGUGAAGCUUCAAGAGGCAUUUAUUUUCUAAAGGUCAGAGGUCACUGUGCUCCCAGUCCACACAGCAAACAUCACCACGAAUAGCAGCAAAAAUACAAACAAAGCAAAGAAACAAACAGAGUGAGACGUCCCGAUGAAAGAGUUAAAUGAAUGUAGUGAAUUAAGUGAAUUGAUUUAACAGAAUUGACUUGGCCCCCGUUUGAUGCUAUUUGUUGGUGAAGUCACUGGUUGACCCUGGUUCCACUGGAGGGUUUGUAACAUUGAAGCAAACCAUUUUUAAAAUAAUAACAAAGCUUCUCGACCAAUAAAACACUUGCUCAGUUCAGUACCCUCAUGGGAUUUGCUGCUAACCGAAAUGAUUGUAUGGCUCUUCUCUACUUUUACUUUACUGUUUAUUGUUACACUGUAUUUUAAUGAAUCACAUUAUUUCAGGUUGUUGCCUGUUUAGCAAAAGUAGACUGUUUUUAUCAAAGGUACACACCUAAAGCACUUCUGUAUUUUAAAUAGGUUUCAUGGAGCAUGUUCAUUGUAAUUUAAAACAAAAAGUAAAAUAUAAUCUAUGUUACAACUUU
Molecule: messenger RNA, 4228 nt
Organism: Scophthalmus maximus (turbot)
Lineage: Eukaryota; Metazoa; Chordata; Actinopteri; Pleuronectiformes; Scophthalmidae
Gene: slc5a5
Product: solute carrier family 5 member 5
Exons: 18
Coding region: 1192-3072 (626 amino acids)
Biological process (GO): iodide transmembrane transport; sodium ion transport
Cellular component (GO): membrane
Molecular function (GO): symporter activity
Source: RefSeq, a predicted model, not a curated record